AUGAAAACUGAAAUGCAUAGAAUUCUUAAUAUGCCUAUGUUUUUUAAAGUUAUACAAUCAACAGAACAUAAUGUUAAAUAUAUUUUUAAAAAACCUUGUAUAAUAUUGAUGUCAAAUAUUAGUCUGCAUUGGCUUAAGUAUAUUAACACCAAAACACAGAAACACAUGCCUGUAUUUAUAAAUGAGAACUUAGUUCAAAACCAAAAGAAUCAAACCUUACCAUUUGGGAUUCUUUCCCAUAAUCACAUUAAUUAUAAUACAGACACUUUAGUAGAACAUAAUUUGAAUAGCUUUACUCUAAAUACACAAUCAGAAUUUAAUUUCAAAUUAAUAAUACCACAAGAGAAUGUGAUGCAAUAUUUUACACAGUGGCAAAGAUAUAGAAAAUUUUGGUGGAGUUCUAUUACAACAACACCCAGUUUAUUUUCUGUAAGUGAUAUCAAGUUUGGAGAAAAUACAGCAGACGUGGAAGUCUUAGCUCAAUUUACACCGGGCAAUACAAUUGUAGAAACUAUCAAGAUAUAUCCAAAUACUAGUAUACCAAAUUCAUGUUGUCUCAGUUGCACAUUAUAUUUAGAAAAAGCUCUAUUUAUUUUAUUAUUAGAUGGAUUAAGUGGACAGAAUAAAACAAACUAUUUAAAGCUACACAAAAACAUGGCGCCUUAUAAAAUUUCAUUUGCUAUUAAUUGUAAAGAUACCGAACAUAAACAAACGCUACAAGAACUAUCAGAACUACUCAAUUUUAGACUACAAAAGAAAAAAAUAUCUACUUGGAUACCAAAUUUUUCACUGUCAACAGAAUCACAAAUACAGGAAAACUUACAGAUGGGUGUAGUUUAUACAGCUAUCCUAAACGAUAACACUCUAAAAAAUGGAAUAUUUCGCUUAAUGAACAGCAGUACUAUGUUACAGGAACAAAUUCAUGUUGCCGAUUUUGAUUCAUAUGCAUCAUUGUUGUGUAAAUAGAAGAUGAAUAAAGAAAAUUAAGCCAUAGUGAACAUCACAAUUUUUAUUUUUUUCCUCUAUAAUAAAACUAUAUAAGUAUGGUGCCCUACCAACAUUCUCUAAGUACGGCGAUGUUUUAAUUAAUGGAUAAAUAUGGAAUCAUGUACUCGACUGCGCUACACACAAUCAAUAAGACAAUAUCCAAACGUUUCACGAAAAAAAUAACUUUUAAUAAAAACCUAAAAAUACAAGUCAAUCGCGAAAUAUAUAAAAAAAUACAAAGAUAUACAUACAUAUAUAUAUAUAUAACCACAUUCAACAACUGCGUCGCGGAGUCUAGCAAAAACAGGAGAAAUUUCUAAUAACUUAGUAACUUAUAUCGCAGAUUUUACCAUAGUGCCCAUCUACGUUAAAAUCCGCAAUAAGUUGCUGGUAAGUAAUAAUAAGUUGUUACUAAGUGAAUUCAAUUUGUGUUGACGAUAAUUACACCCAUCAUAACUUAUGAUGAUAAGGUUCUAUAUUAUAGAUUUAAAAAUGAUACACUUCUCAAAUUUAUUUAUUCAGGAAUACUUAUUGCAAGAUAUUUAUUACAUACAGUUCUUACAAAUAUCGUUCCAUCUCUAUUUUAAUGAAAAAAAAACAUUGCUUUUGUUAUAAUUUGACACUUGUACAAUAAUAGUUCAUGAAUACAAAUAAUAUUAACGAUAGCAAUAUCAAAAUUAGAGACAAUAAUUGUUGAAGACUUGUACAAUCCUCGCAUACAAUGUAAUCAGUAAAUUCAGUUAACCUGCGCCAACACUGUUCUACAUAAGAGCAGGAUUGACGAUACUAUGUAAGGAAUUUUUACAUAGUAGGAAAAUAUUAUAAAAUGACUUACCAAAGGGCGAUACCUACACAUCUGUGAUAGCUUUCAUUGGCUUACAUUACAAAUUAGAA
This is a messenger RNA of Achroia grisella, 1881 nucleotides long. It is a transcript of the gene DNApol-gamma35, whose product is annotated as DNA polymerase subunit gamma-2, mitochondrial. The transcript is spliced from 6 exons. NCBI's taxonomy places the organism in Eukaryota, Metazoa, Arthropoda, Insecta, Lepidoptera, Pyralidae. The record is from RefSeq and is a predicted model, not a curated record. The coding region runs from base 1 to 966 and encodes 321 amino acids.